CUUCGAACAACGUACAGGAUAUAAUAGAAAGUCGCGUUGAAAAGAGAACAAAAGGUGUUUAUGUUCCUAUCGGAGGAAAGAAAUUAAUCACGUUUAUGGAUGAUUUUAACAUGCCUGCUAAAGAUACAUUUGGUUCCCAGCCUCCGUUAGAGUUGAUCCGACUGUGGUUAGAUUAUGGUUUCUGGUACGAUAGACAGAAACAGACCGUCAAAUAUAUCAAGGACAUGUUAUUAGUGGCUGCUAUGGGCCCACCAGGUGGAGGUAGAAUGGUUAUAUCACGACGUCUACAGAGUAGAUUCAACCUUAUCAAUAUGACCUUCCCACAUGAAUCUCAGAUAAAGCGAAUAUUUGGUAGUAUGAUCAACCAGAAGUUACAAGAUUUCGAGGAGGAAGUAAAACCAAUCGGUGACGUGAUGACACAAGCUACGAUAGAGAUGUAUAACUCUGUGGUUUCAAACUUUCUACCAACGCCAGCUAAAAUACAUUAUCUCUUUAAUCUCAGAGAUAUCUCAAAGAUUUUCCAAGGAUUAUUACGAGCUAAUAAAGUUUACCAUGAUACGAAGGCCGCUAUGACCAGAUUGUGGAUUCACGAAUGUUUCAGAGUAUUUUCCGAUCGUUUAGUCGAUGAGAAGGACUAUGAAACAUUUGUAGGGAUUUUAACGGAGAAACUUGGUUCUCAGUUUGAUCAAACGUUCCACAAUAUCUGUCCGAAUAAACAACCACCAAUAUUUGGUGAUUAUAUAAAUACCGACCAGGUUUAUGAAGAUAUAACUGAUAUAAAUGCGUUAAAGAAACAUAUGGUUGAGAUGUUGGCUGAGUAUAAUAGUUCCCCAGGUGUUGUCAGCAUGGAUCUUGUUUUAUUUAGAGAUGCUAUAGAACAUGUAUCUAAGAUAGUACGUGUUAUUCGCCAACCUCGUGGUAACAUGUUAUUGGUUGGUAUUGGAGGAAGUGGACGUCAGAGUUUAACACGAUUAGCUGCAAACAUGUGUGAAUAUUCAACAUUCCAAAUAGAAAUAACAAAACUUUACAGACGGAAUGAAUUCAGAGAUGAUUUAAAGAAGUUGUAUUGGCAGACAGGAGUGGAGAAUAAACCUACGGUGUUCUUGUUUAAUGACACGCAGGUCGUGGAGGAGAGUUUCCUAGAAGAUACAAAUAAUGUGUUGAGUAGUGGAGAAGUUCCUAAUUUAUAUAAAACAGAGGAAUUUGAAGAGGUACGAAAUGCAUUAGCUGAUGAAGUAAAAGCGCAGGGUAUUGAUGAUACAGCCCAGAGCGUUUUCGCAUUUUUAAUUGAUCGAGUACGAGCUAAUCUUCAUGUUGUAUUAUGUAUGAGUCCAGUUGGUGAAGCUUUCAGAAACCGUAUUCGUAUGUAUCCAGCAUUUGUUAAUUGUACAACGAUAGAUUGGUUCAGUGAAUGGCCACAAGAUGCGUUGUUAGAAGUUGGUAAUAAAUAUCUAUCAGAAACAUCACUCGGUAGUGAGGAGGAUGAUAAACUGAAACCCCAAGUGGCUGCCAUGUUUUCAAUCAUGCAUAAAUCUGUGUCAGAAUAUUCACAAAGAAUGUUGGCUGAGAUGAGACGUCAUAAUUAUGUUACUCCCACUAACUAUCUGGAACUCGUCUCGGGAUAUAAAAAAUUGUUAUUUGAGAAGCGUAAAGAAUUGGGUGAUGCCGCCAACAAAUUAAGAAAUGGUUUGAGUAAAAUUGACGACACUCGUGAAAAAGUACAGAACAUGUCCGUAGAAUUAGAAACAGCUAAAGUGAAAGUAGCCCAGUUUCAGAAACAGUGUGAAGAAUAUCUGGUCGUUAUUGUUCAACAGAAACGAGAAGCAGACGAACAACAGAAGUCUGUAGCUCAGAAAGGUGAACGUAUCGCUGAAGAAGAAACAAAAUGUCGUCACAUGGCUGAACUGGCUCAGACAGAUUUAGAUGAAGCUCUGCCUGCUCUACAGGAGGCUAUCAAGGCUUUAGAAUCGUUGAAUAAGAAAGAUAUGACAGAAAUUCGAUCCUAUGGCCGACCACCCCCACUAGUCGAAAAGGUUAUGGAAGCCGUCAUGAUUCUUAGAGGAAAUGAACCAACGUGGGCUGAAUCCAAAAAACAGCUUGGUGAUGGUAAUUUCCUGAAACAGUUAAUGAACUUUGAUAAAGAUAACAUCACCGAUCGAAUUCUGAAGAAAAUUGGACAAUAUUGUGCGCUUGCCGACUUUCAGCCUGAGGUCAUAGGUCGUGUGUCACGGGCUGCCAGAUCAUUGUGUAUGUGGGUACGAGCUAUGGAAGUUUAUGGACGUAUUUAUCGUGUGGUGGAACCAAAGCGCCAGAGAUUAAACGGCGCCAUGUCACAACUAAAAGAGAAACAGGAUGCAUUGUCGGACGCUAAAUCGAAAUUAGCCGAGGUGGAAGAGAAGAUGACAAAGUUAAAAUUAGAAUACGACGAGAAACUCGCUCAGAAAGAAGAGUUAAAACGUAAAGCAGAACACACUGAAAUGAUGCUAGAUCGAGCCUCAAAACUUGUAUCAGGUUUAGCUGGAGAACGAAUCAGAUGGCAGGAAACAGUCAAGGAUUUAGAAGAACGUAUGGGAUAUUUAGUGGGUGAUUGUUUAAUUGCUGCAGCCUUCCUUUCCUACAUGGGACCAUUUUUAUCAGACUAUAGAGAUGAACUUGUUCAAACAAGAUGGAUGAAAGAGGUUCGUAAACUGGGUCUACCAUGUGAUCCAUGUUUUAGUUUCUGUGGUUUUAUGAGUAAACCAACACAAGUUAGAGACUGGAACAUCCAGGGACUACCUAGCGAUAGCUUCUCCACGGAGAACGGAGUUAUCGUAACACGAGGUAGCCGUUGGCCGCUGAUGGUGGAUCCACAAGGACAGGCUAUUAAAUGGAUCAAAAAUAUGGAGGGUGUCAAGGGGUUAAAGGUUGUUGAUUUACAACAGAAUGAUUAUAUGAGAACGUUGGAAGGAGCCGUACAGUUUGGUUUGCCCGUUUUAUUACAGAACGUCCAGGAGAAACUCGACCCAUCGCUUGAUCCUAUACUCAAUAAAUCUCUGAUGAAAAUAGGUGGAGCAUGGAUUAUAAGGCUAGGUGAUAAAGAGGUAGAAUAUAAUUUUGAUUUCCGUUUCUACAUCACCACUAAACUCAGCAAUCCUCACUAUCCACCAGAAAUCUCCACCAAAUCCACCAUUGUUAAUUUCGCAGUUAAAGAACAAGGUCUAGAAGCCCAGUUACUGGGUAUAGUUGUCCGUAAGGAACGACCAGAAUUAGAGGAACAGAAAGACAGUUUAGUCCGAAACAUCGCCUCCGGUAAAAAGAAAUUAGUAGAAUGUGAAGAUGAAAUUCUCAGGUUAUUGAAUGAAACUAAGGGAUCUCUGUUGGAUGAUGAACAGUUGGUGAACACACUGCAGACAUCAAAAACUACAUCACAGGAAGUUUCGGAACAAUUACAAAUAUCAGAACAGACAGAAGCCAAGAUUGAUGCUGCUCGAGAGGGAUAUCGACCAUGUGCCCAGAGAGCAUCCAUUCUGUUUUUUGUUCUGAACGACAUGAGUAGAAUUGAUCCGAUGUACCAGUUCUCACUUGAUGCCUACAUUGAGCUGUUCAUCUUAUCAAUUGAGAAAAGUCAGCGAAGUUCAAAACUUGAGGAACGAAUCCAGAAUCUUAAUGAUUAUCAUACCUACGCUGUUUACAGGUAUACAUGUCGAGGAUUGUUUGAAAGACAUAAGUUACUCUUCUCAUUCCAAAUGUGUGCCAAGAUUCUCGAACAUGCCGGUAAAAUCAACAUGGAUGAAUAUAAUUUCUUCUUACGUGGUGGAGUGGUGAUAGAUCGUGAGAAUCAGAUGGAUAAUCCGUGUUCCACCUGGCUAUCGGAUAACGCUUGGGAUAAUAUCACAGAACUGGAUAAACUCACUAACUUUCAUGGUGUUAUAACAUCAUUUGAACAAUAUCCACGAGAUUGGAAUAUUUGGUUUACCUCCCCUGAACCAGAAACAACAGGACUUCCAGGUGAAUGGGAUAAUGCUUGUAAUGAACUACAGAAGAUGUUAAUUGUACGAUCGCUGCGACCUGAUCGUGUUUCAUUCUGUGCCACGUCAUUCAUUGUUAAUAAUCUGGGGUCAAAGUUCGUCGAGCCGCCAGUGUUAGACAUGCAGUCUGUUGUUGAAGAUUCGACCACCCGUACCCCGUUGAUCUUCGUUCUGUCAGCUGGUGUGGAUCCCACAAGUUCUCUUCAUCAGCUGGCUGAGAAUUGUAGAAUGAGUUCAAAGUUCCACACUCUGUCCUUAGGUCAAGGUCAGGCUCCCAUAGCAACCAGAUUGAUUAAACAAGGAGUAAGAGAGGGUCACUGGGUG
This is a messenger RNA of Patella vulgata (common limpet), 4331 nucleotides long. RefSeq names its product dynein axonemal heavy chain 2-like. Gene Ontology annotation, cellular component: dynein complex. The annotation marks the transcript as partial. Lineage: Eukaryota; Metazoa; Mollusca; Gastropoda; Patellidae. Gene Ontology annotation, molecular function: minus-end-directed microtubule motor activity; dynein intermediate chain binding; dynein light intermediate chain binding. The transcript is spliced from 27 exons. Gene Ontology annotation, biological process: microtubule-based movement. The record is from RefSeq and is a predicted model, not a curated record.